Molecule: messenger RNA, 1852 nt
Organism: Rhodamnia argentea
Lineage: Eukaryota; Viridiplantae; Streptophyta; Magnoliopsida; Myrtales; Myrtaceae
Product: F-box protein At2g26850-like
Exons: 5
Coding region: 329-1516 (395 amino acids)
Molecular function (GO): protein binding
Source: RefSeq, a predicted model, not a curated record
AUUGCCUUGUUCCUCCUUGUUUGCUCACCUUCCUCUGUUUUUUCUGUGGUAUUCCAACCACCUAGCAAUCAAAGCUUGUCGGUUGCAGUGUCUGUGCAUGUCCCUUGGGUUGUUAUGAAAGCCCUCGCUCUCACUUCUCCACAACCUCGAUUUUGCCAAUGAGCACAGACCUUGGCCCAUCUUUCUUUUGUCACCAUUUAAAACAGGACUCGCUUGUCAAACUUUUCCGUCGAUCCUUCACGUAGUAUAAAUAAAUCCCAUCGCUCCCAUCUGUUUCAGCUUCAAUUAUUGCCAACCCUGCAAUUUUAGUCAUUUCCAGAACUUUCAAAUGCUUCUGUUCUUUGUCUCAUGCUUCUCAUUCAUCCUAAUCUCUAGAUCCAUGUCUUGCAAGCCACUCUUGCCCUUGAGAAACCAGUUGACCCUAUUGUCUCCCUUCCCUUGGGGACAGUUUUCAAGCUUCCUCAUGUCUUUCUUUCGCAGAAUCAAGCUGAACCAGGUCCUCGUGAUGAAGCCACUCAAGAAGAUGACGACCGGUCCAUCUCAAGUCUUGCAAGUUGAAGACUUUCCUGGGGAGGCGAAGGUUUCCCUGUUGGACUUGCCUGAACUGACCUUGGACUACAUACUGGAGAGGCUCUCACCGGCUGGGCUCUGUAGUAUGGCUGAGGUUUGUAGCUCAAUGAGGGAAAAGUGCAGGAGUGACCAUCUGUGGGAAAAACACAUGAAGCAAAAAUGGAACAGAUUGAUUGGUGAUGCUGCUACAAGAGAAUGGCAAUGCCAGCUCGCCUCAAGAAAGAGGCCUAGCCUCUAUGGCCUGGACAGGAGAAAAGGGUUCGACAAAGACUUGCUUUUUAGUGUUUGGCCCUUUACUUGGAUGAGGCCAAAUUUGGAAGGUCGCAGUAAUCAGCCAAGAAGUGCUUUUCCUGUUGAUUCCAUAAUGGGUUUGUAUCUGUCGCUUGAGAAUGGCAAGUUUUGGUUCCCAGCUCAGGUGUACAAUCGUGAGAAUGGGCAUUCUGGGUUCAUGCUUUCAUGCUACGAUGCUCAUGUCAGCUAUGAUUCUCAAACAGACACUUUUCAAGCAAGGUAUUUGUCGCAUGGACGGCGAACUGUGGAAGAGAACAUACCGUGGGAUAGACUCAGAGCACCCCCUAUUAGUACUCCACCGCACGACCUUCAUAACUCGGAUUGUAUAAAUGACCUGAGACCUGGCAACCAUAUCGAAAUCCAAUGGAGAAAAUCCAAAGAGUUUCCCUAUGGUUGGUGGUAUGGCGUUGUUGGCCAUCUGGAGUCGUGUGAUGGGAAUGAGGAUCGUUGUCGAUGCCAUUAUAGCGAUAAUGUGAUACUAGAGUUCAACCAGUACCCAGCCGACUCGAGAUGGAGAAGAACCGUCAUAAACCGAAGGGAACACCGAGAAGCAGGAACUGAAGGUAAUGGCUUUUAUGGAGGGAUCAGAAAGCUUAGCACGAACGAGGAAAUCUCAACGUGGAAGAGGCUCUGGCCAGCUCAUGUAAUGGAAUAGUCCUUGGCAGCAAUGAGUCCUAGCACUCAACAAAUCUGUACAUAAACCAUCUCUGCCUUUUUGCUCGACUCCACCAGUCGGAAACAUGAUUGGUUUUUCGAGUGUAGGAUUUGUACGGUGAGAAGAUUGACAUCGGGCUUCAUUUUUCUUUAGCAUGUAGAGGCCUCAUACGACGAAUGUCCAUGUCUAGCAUUUGAGCUAGGGGAUGUAAAUGAAUAGUUGAAGAAAAACUUCCGCUUGAAUCAAUGAGCCGAAAAGCAUUCUGGUAUUGUUCGGUGCUUCUUUUGGUGCAUUGGCAUUCACUGAAAUCUCAUUCAAACAGAAAUGCCUUUGACA